This is a messenger RNA of Anolis carolinensis (green anole), 16354 nucleotides long. It is a transcript of the gene kalrn, whose product is annotated as kalirin RhoGEF kinase. Gene Ontology annotation, molecular function: ATP binding; guanyl-nucleotide exchange factor activity; protein kinase activity. Lineage: Eukaryota; Metazoa; Chordata; Lepidosauria; Squamata; Anolidae. The transcript has 60 exons. The coding region runs from base 3506 to 12436 and encodes 2976 amino acids. Gene Ontology annotation, biological process: intracellular signal transduction; axon guidance; protein phosphorylation. Gene Ontology annotation, cellular component: extrinsic component of membrane; postsynaptic density; cytoplasm. The record is from RefSeq and is a predicted model, not a curated record.
UCAAACUGCAUUUUGCUCUUCUGUUUCUUGGACUACGGUAUCUUCUUGAUUGAAUCAGGUUUUGUUCUGUAGUUUCUCUGCUUAGUUUACCUUCAUGUUUAGAACACCUGCAUUGCUGGAGUUUUUAGUAGUAUAUGGCCUCUUAGGCAUCCUUCAAAUGUUUUUUCCUCCUAUAGGGUAAGAUUCCUGAUCCGGGAGAGGGACAUAGCACUCGUCUUUGAUCCCUUUGCCAGAAUUUCAUUUCAUAAGACCAUUGAAACUGUGCUUCUUGUCUUAAAGCCUUACUUUCAUCAUGAAAACCCAAUUCUUUUGGGCUCAAUGAUAUGGACAUGGAAGUUAGUACCACAGGUGUGAGUACUGCAAAAAGGAUGAUACAUAGCUUUGCAGUUAUAUGUAUCUCUCUCCAUGUGAAUAUUCCAAUCUAUCUUCACCUCUGGAUGCUCCUUCCAUAAAAAUUAUGGUUACCAGAGACAUCAUGUUUUUCUUGAGAGCCAAUGUGAUUUAUCCCAUUGCUUGGAACAGUGGCCAUCUGCUUGGAGCUUAUCUUCAUCUUGUAGAGUUUUACAUUCUUAAUUUCCUGAAGCAACAUGGUCAGAAAUCUGUCCACCAGAUGCUUUGACCUUCAGUCCCCCGGGUUCCUUCAACAACUCGUGUUGUGCACUAAUUGUCUACUUCAUCUCUCCCUUCAGAUCCUGUGAUAUAAUCUAGGAACCCCUUACCUCAUUCCAUCUGUUGUUAGGAUACUUUGGAUUCUUCGGACUCAAGGGCAGAACCUGCUGGGGUAUCUCCUUCAGGUUUGGUUAUGAAUAUGACCCAGUCUCUCCAACUGAUGAUAUAUGGUGUUUUAUUGAUCAUACACCAUCUGCUCGAGAUACUGGAUCACAUUCCAUAACAUAUUUGUUUGCGUAAUAUCCCCACCUACUCCUUAUGCACUAACACAUAUGUGUACUGCCUGAAUGCCAAUGUAGCUUUAGAGGGUUCUGAAUGGCAUACUGCACAGAUAACCUCAUUUGUGUGAGAUCAGAGAGGAUUACUUGAAGAAUGACAGUUACAUCUAGGUAGCCGGUUUGUCAGUCUUGUAAAGUGCAUGGUAUAUGAAGAAUUUCUCAUAUGUAUGUAUUUUACCUUCUGUUGUAGUUUGAAUAGUAGUCUAUGGUUCUUUAGGACAUGAUACCAUUAUUACCUUGGCAGGAAAAAAGUGGGAUAUAACUGGAAUAAAUAAAAAUACAAUAUGAUAAUCCUUUGGAUGAUUAAUUUUAACCACACACAUCUUGCAUUAAGUCAUAAAGGAUGAGCGAUAAAUUCAUAUUUUAAAAAAAACUUGAUAAACUAAAGAAAAUGCUUGAUUUGGAGAAAAGAAAUGAUAAAAACCCUGCUGUAUUUUCUUGUGAAGAGCCAAGUUACAAAACAAUUCAUGGUACUUUAUUGACAGAAGUUGUUGGCCUCUACCAAACUGUUAGCAAUAUGAAAACUGACAACUCUUUUUGCAGUCUGAGCCAAAAAAUUUAAAAAGCUUCUCCCGUGAUGAGUGUCAGUCCAAACGCAGAUCACGCUUCAUGUUCUGCUGUUAGCCGCUCUGGGAAUAGUGUCAGCCAGCAUUGGAAACUCUUGAACCAGCUGGCAGGAAAGAGACUUCCAAAGAUGGAGAAAUGCAGACUUUGAAUUUAUUUGAAUUUUUCAGUACUAGUAGAUUGUAUCAGUUCAUGCUAUGAAUUCUGCCAAAAUACACUGCAAAGAAGUAUUUAUGAAAAGACAGAAAAUGAGCUGUAAAGCUCUCUGAACAUUCAUGGGUAAUGAAGCAUCCAAGCAAUGAUAGCAAAGAUUGAUCUGCAGCUGGAAAAUCGAGUAUAGUACAGUUCCUGGAAACUCAAGUAAAGUUAUUUGUGUACUACUAGGAGUUCAAGGGCAAAGUAAACAUGAUUAGCCAGAAAGCAGGGCAAACUGACAUGUUACAAGGAAAUGAUGAUAUCAGAAAUGCAGGUGGGGGUUGUGCAUCCUUUUAUGGUGCUGUCAUGUAUGCAAGAGAAUUUGUACACCCAGUGUAUGUUCAAUUGCCUGUGUUGCUGCAUUACACAGAAAGCAUGAGGGAGUGUACAUAAUUAAGUCAUUUACUUUUCAAUCUUUCUUGGUUCUUUAUAAGAUUUAUUUGUGUGUCUCUGCUAGAAAAGCAAAAUGAUGUCAGAUUUUGCACCAACCAAUACUGACUACCAUAGAUAUAAUAUUUUGGAAAGGAAGCCUGGAAAUAUGCUGCCCCAAACUAUUUACAAGGUUGUGGACAGAGUAUGGGACUGAGUUUGGAAAGGAGAUUAUGUAACCAGCUGACUCUGGGGGGACGACUAGCCCUAAUGUUCUUUUAAUGUGGCCUUGGAUUAAGAUUCAAGUAACUUAGUGUGUCUAGACAUUUGCACUAUCUAAGUACACAUAAUUACAUGCUAUGGAAUAAUUCUAUGCAGAAAAAAUAAUGUACUACUAGUAGUUUUUAAUACUAUUUAACACCCCAAGUAACUUUGUAGGAAUGUACUGUAUACUUUCCAUCAUCAAAGAAGGUUAAACUGAUGUGUGCCAGGAUUCUAUAAGACCAUGAAAACAAAGCCAGAAAUAAACCAUAUCAAAAGAAACAAUGUUUGGCAAGAAUUGUUAAACUACUUUGUGCCUUACAUUUUGUACUCAACAAUUAAUUCCAGUGUAGAGAAUAAAUGUGCUAGCAUCACAUGCAAAUAUCAAGCUUGGAGACAACUGAACACAUUGCAGCCCUAAUGGUUAAUCAAGGAAAAGUGUGUCAUUUAAUACAGAGGACAAUAAAAGAAGAGUGUGACAUUGUAUACAGAUGGAAUUGAAAUGGAAUUGAAAGCAAAUUUAUUGGUUAUAAGUGGAACAACCAAUAACCCUUGUCUCUACCAGGCCAGAGAGUAAAAUGUGGGAUUUUACAUGGGUGAGAGCCAUAGUGUGGUAUCCCUGUCCCCUAAGAAUGGGGCAUGGCCACAACUCCCAAGCUGGUCAUGUCCUUGAAUGCCUAACCCGCGAGUCCCUUAAAGGGACCACCAAACCAAGGAUGAUUGGUAUGGUAGUCCAUUCUACCCAAUGUGGACCUGGUCUCAUGCCAAAACCAUGGGACCAGAUGAGGAAGCUGCUCCAAUGCUGGAUCACCUUGGGUUGUUGAUCUAAUUCUUGCUAAGUGGACCAGAUUGAAAACUUUCCUUGCAGCACACAUGUAACUUGCUUAUUUCAUUGGUUUACUACAGUACAGUCCUCAUACUCAUGGGAGAGUACCCAUGGUUUCAUCUGCAUGCAUCCAACAAAAUAUACCCUCUCUUGGGGCUUUCUAAGUCCUCCAGGGCAAUCCCAUGGUAACUUCUGAAACUUCAUUUCAUUAGGUUUUGCUAUUAUCCAAGGUUUCCUAUUGCCACAGUAAGUUCAGGAACAUAUUCCCUCUGGAUAUGGUGGUUGUACUAUAUUCCAUUCUAUUCCAGAAGCCUGGAAAAAAGCACAGUCCUCUGGGAAGAGGAUGGUCUGGUGUGCUGCAGCCAUUCCAGACUCUGCCAGAUCUUGUUUCCUCUCUGCGGGCUACAGAUGGGGAUCUCCAGGUUCUUUCCGAAAUGAUGGCUUAAAAGCUGCAGAUGUCCUUCCCAUACUAAAGGAAAAAGUUGCCUUUGUCUCAGGUGGCCGUGAUAAACGAGGCGGUCCCAUCUUGACAUUUCCAGCACGCAGCAAUCAUGACAGAAUAAGGCAGGAAGACCUUCGGAAACUUGUGACUUACUUGGCUAGCGUACCGAGUGAAGAUGUCUGCAAACGAGGGUUCACUGUCAUCAUUGAUAUGAGGGGGUCUAAAUGGGACCUGAUCAAGCCUCUCUUGAAAACUCUUCAGGAAGCUUUCCCUGCAGAAAUCCAUGUUGCCCUGAUAAUCAAGCCUGAUAACUUCUGGCAGAAGCAGAAGACAAAUUUUGGAAGUUCAAAAUUUAUCUUCGAGACAAGCAUGGUCUCUGUGGAAGGCCUAGCAAAAUUGGUGGAUCCCUCUCAACUAACCGAAGAGUUUGAAGGAACUUUGGAUUACAAUCAUGAUGAAUGGAUAGAGCUGAGAGUCUCCUUGGAAGAGUUUUUUAACAGUGCCAUCCAUUUGUUAUCCAGAUUAGAGGACCUUCAGGAAAUGUUGGCUAGGAAAGAGUUUCCAGUGGAUGUGGAGGGCUCAAGAAGACUGAUAGAUGAACACACACAGCUCAAGAAGAAAGUAAUUAAAGCUCCAGUAGAAGAAUUGGACCGUGAAGGUCAGAGGUUGUUACAGUGCAUAAGGUGCAGUGAUGGUUUUUCUGGUAGGAACUGCAUUCCUGGCAGUGCAGAUUUCCAAAGUCUUGUGCCAAAGAUCACCAGCCUUUUGGACAAGCUGCAUUCAACACGGCAACACUUGCAUCAGAUGUGGCACGUCCGGAAAUUGAAACUGGACCAAUGCUUUCAACUUCGCCUUUUCGAGCAGGAUGCAGAAAAGAUGUUUGACUGGAUCAGCCACAACAAAGAGUUGUUUCUGCAGAGUCACACUGAAAUUGGGGUGAGCUACCAACAUGCCCUAGAUUUACAGACGCAGCAUAACCACUUUGCUAUGAAUUCCAUGAAUGCCUACGUGAAUAUAAAUCGCAUCAUGUCGGUUGCAUCCAGGCUUUCAGAGGCUGGCCAUUAUGCUUCUCAGCAAAUUAAGCAGAUAUCUACACAGUUAGAUCAAGAGUGGAAAAGCUUUGCUGCAGCACUGGAUGAGCGCAGCACCAUCCUAGCCAUGUCUGCUGUGUUUCACCAGAAGGCUGAACAGUUCCUCUCUGGUGUGGAUGCCUGGUGUAAAAUGUGCAGUGAAGGAGGCCUCCCAUCAGAAAUGCAAGACCUGGAACUGGCCAUCCAUCAUCAUCAGUCCCUUUAUGAACAGGUCACUCAGGCUUACACAGAGGUGAGUCAAGAUGGAAAGGCUUUGCUGGAUGUCCUACAACGUCCCUUGAGUCCUGGGAACUCAGAAUCUCUCACUGCCACAGCUAAUUAUUCCAAGGCUGUUCACCAGGUUUUGGAUGUGGUCCAUGAGGUUUUACAUCACCAACGGCGCCUAGAGAGCAUUUGGCAGCACAGGAAGGUCCGAUUACAUCAGAGGCUUCAACUUUGUGUUUUCCAGCAAGAUGUUCAACAGGUGCUGGACUGGAUUGAAAACCAUGGGGAGGCCUUUCUUAGUAAACACACUGGGGUUGGAAAAUCCCUUCAUAGGGCAAGGGCUCUUCAGAAAAGACAUGAUGAUUUUGAAGAAGUCGCACAGAAUACCUAUACUAAUGCCGACAAGCUAUUGGAAGCUGCAGAGCAAUUGGCUCAGACUGGAGAGUGUGACCCUGAAGAGAUCUACAAAGCAGCGCGGCAUCUAGAAGUAAGGAUUCAGGAUUUUGUCAGAAGAGUAGAACAGAGGAAGCUUCUUUUGGACAUGUCAGUCUCCUUCCACACUCAUACUAAAGAGCUGUGGACAUGGAUGGAAGACCUGCAGAAGGAGCUCUUGGAAGAUGUCUGUGCUGACUCCGUGGAUGCUGUUCAAGAGCUUAUUAAGCAGUUCCAGCAGCAGCAAACCGCGACCCUCGAUGCCACCCUUAAUGUAAUCAAAGAAGGUGAAGACCUCAUCCAGCAGCUCAGGGAUUCAGCCGUCUCCAACAAUAAAACACCGCACAAUAGCUCCAUCAGCCAUAUUGAAUCGGUCCUCCAGCAGCUUGAUGAAGCCCAGGUACAGAUGGAAGAACUCUUCCAUGAAAGGAAAAUUAAGCUAGACAUUUUCCUUCAGCUCCGGAUUUUUGAACAGUACACCAUUGAGGUGACAGCUGAAUUAGAUGCCUGGAAUGAGGACUUGCUAAGACAAAUGAAUGAUUUCAAUACUGAGGACUUGACUCUGGCAGAGCAACGUCUACAGCGACACACAGAGAGGAAGUUGGCUAUGAACAACAUGACCUUUGAGGUCAUCCAGCAAGGGCAAGAUUUGCAUCAAUACAUCAUGGAAGUCCAAGCUUCAGGCAUUGAACUAAUCUGUGAAAAGGACAUUGAUCUAGCAACACAAGUGCAAGAGCUACUGGAAUUCCUUCAUGAGAAGCAGCAUGAGCUGGAGCUCAAUGCUGAUCAGACACACAAACGAUUGGAGCAGUGCCUUCAGCUCCGGCAUCUGCAGGCAGAGGUCAAGCAGGUCCUUGGCUGGAUUAGGAAUGGAGAAUCAAUGCUCAAUGCCAGCCUUGUCAAUGCAAGCUCCUUGUCAGAAGCUGAACAGCUCCAGAGAGAGCAUGAGCAAUUCCAGCUGGCCAUAGAGUCCCUCUUUCAUGCCACUUCCUUGCAGAAGACACACCAAAGUGCCCUCCAGGUACAGCAGAAGGCAGAGGUGUUGCUGCAGGCCGGGCACUACGAUGGUGAUGCCAUCAGGGAAUGUGCAGAGAAGGUGGCAUUGCACUGGCAGCAACUCAUGCUCAAGAUGGAAGACAGGCUGAAGCUGGUCAAUGCCUCCGUUGCCUUUUACAAAACUUCAGAGCAGGUCUGCAGUGUGCUGGAAAGCUUGGAACAGGAGUAUCGAAGGGAUGAAGACUGGUGUGGAGGCCGGGAUAAGCUUGGACCAGCAUCUGAAAUAGAUCAUGUUAUCCCCUUAAUCAGCAAACAUCUGGAACAAAAGGAAGCCUUUCUCAAGGCCUGCACACUGGCACGAAGGAAUGCAGAAGUGUUUCUCAAGUACAUUCACCGAAACAACGUCAGCAUGCCUGGGGUAGUGAGCCAUACGAGGGGACCUGAGCAGCAAGUAAAAGCCAUUUUGAGUGAACUUCUGCAGAGAGAAAACCGUGUUCUUCAUUUUUGGACCUUGAAGAAACGGCGAUUGGAUCAGUGCCAGCAGUAUGUGGUCUUUGAACGCAGUGCCAAACAGGCUUUAGACUGGAUUCAGGAAACAGGGGAGUAUUAUCUUUCUACUCACGACUCCACAGGAGAAUCUGCAGAAGAAACACAGGAACUUUUGAAAGAAUAUGGAGAAUUCAGAGUACCUGCCAAGCAAACCAAGGAGAAAGUGAAGCUUCUCAUUCAGCUGGCUGAUAGUUUUGUAGAGAAAGGACAUACUCAUGCUACUGAAAUCAGGAAAUGGGUUACCACCGUUGACAAAUGCUAUCGAGACUUUUCAGCGAGGAUGGGGAAAUACCGCUACUCUUUGGAGAAAGCUCUUGGAAUCAAUACAGAGGAUAACAAGGAUCUAGAAUUAGACAUCAUUCCAGCAAGUCUGUCAGAUCGUGAGGUGAAGCUACGGGAUGCCAAUCAUGAAGCUAAUGAAGAGAAAAGGAAGUCAGCCAGAAAGAAAGAAUUCAUCAUGGCUGAAUUGCUUCAAACAGAGAAGGCCUAUGUCAGAGAUUUGCACGAAUGUUUAGAGACCUAUCUUUGGGAAAUGACAAGUGGAGUCGAGGAGAUACCACCAGGGAUUCUGAACAAAGAGCACAUAAUAUUUGGCAACAUCCAGGAAAUCUACGAUUUUCAUAAUAACAUUUUUCUGAAAGAACUAGAAAAAUAUGAACAGCUCCCUGAAGACGUGGGUCAUUGCUUUGUCACCUGGGCGGAUAAAUUUCAGAUGUAUGUUACCUACUGCAAAAACAAGCCUGACUCCAGCCAACUGAUCCUAGAGCAUGCGGGAACGUUCUUUGAUGAAAUUCAACAAAGGCACGGUCUGGCAAACUCUAUUUCCUCAUAUUUAAUCAAACCUGUCCAGAGGAUUACCAAGUAUCAACUUUUAUUGAAGGAGCUUUUAACAUGCUGUGAAGAAGGGAAGGGAGAACUCAAGGAUGGUUUGGAAGUAAUGCUCAGUGUCCCCAAGAAAGCCAAUGAUGCCAUGCAUGUCAGCAUGCUGGAAGGAUUUGAUGAAAACUUAGAUGUUCAAGGAGAGCUGAUUCUUCAGGAUUCAUUCCAAGUAUGGGAUCCCAAGUCCCUCAUUCGAAAGGGCCGUGAAAGGCACUUGUUUCUCUUUGAAAUCUCUCUGGUUUUCAGCAAAGAGAUCAAAGAUUCGGCAGGACACACUAAAUAUGUUUACAAGAACAGACUGCUGACCUCAGAACUGGGAGUAACUGAACACGUGGAAGGAGAUCCUUGUAAAUUUGCCUUAUGGUCGGGGCGAACUCCCUCUUCAGAUAACAAAACAGUGCUGAAAGCAUCCAGUAUUGAAACAAAACAAGAAUGGAUAAAAAAUAUUCGAGAAGUGAUACAGGAAAGGAUUAUACACUUAAAAGGAGCUUUGAAAGAGCCAAUACAGCUCCCCAAAACCCCAGUGAAGCAAAGAAACAACAGUAAGAGAGAGGGAGGAGAGGAUGCUGACAGCCAAGGAGAUGGAAGCAGCCAGCCUGAUACAAUUUCGAUUGCAUCCAGAACUUCUCAGAAUACAGUGGACAGUGACAAGUUGUCUGGAGGAUGCGAACUAACUGUGGUACUACAAGACUUUCUUGCCAGCCACAGCAGUGAGCUGAGUAUACAAGUGGGACAAACUGUGGAGUUACUAGAAAGGCCAAGUGAAAGGCCAGGCUGGUGUUUGGUACGGACAACAGAGCGAAGUCCACCUCUGGAAGGCCUGGUCCCCAGCAGUGCCCUUUGCAUUUCCCAUUCCCGAAGCAGCGUGGAGAUGGAUUGCUUCUUCCCUUCGGGAAAAGACUCCUAUUCAGGCUCCUCCAAUGAAAACGGUGGGAAAUCAGAUUCAGUGGCCAAUUUGCAGCCUCAGUCAUCCCUCAAUUCCAUCCAGAGUUCCCCAGGUCCAAAGCGCUCAACCAACACACUGAAAAAGUGGCUAACAAGCCCUGUUCGCCGAUUGAACAGUGGGAAGGCAGAGAGUAACAUCAAAAAACAGAAGAAAGUACGUGAAGGAAGGAAGAGCUUUGACCUGGGAUCUCCCAAGCCGGGAGAUGAAACCACACCUCAGGGAGACAGUGCAGAUGAGAAGAGCAAGAGAGGUUGGGGUGAAGAUGAACCAGACGAAGAAUCUCAUACACCACUCCCUCCACCAAUGAAGAUUUUUGAUAAUGACCCUACUCAAGAUGAAAUGUCCUCCUCUUUGCUAGCUUCUCGACAAAGCACCUCUGAUGUCCCAACUGCUGCGGAUCUUGUCAGUGCAAUAGAAAAACUGGUCAAAAGCAAGCUGACUUUAGAAGGAGGCUCCUACCGAGGAAGCUUGAAAGACGCCACUGGAUGCUUGAAUGAAAAUGUGACACCUUCAACUCCUCCUUCAAGAAACCUUGAAGAGGAACAAAAAGCCAAAGCUAUGAGAGGCAGGAUGUUUGUUCUAAAUGAACUAGUACAGACAGAGAAAGAUUACGUCAAAGACUUAGGAAUUGUGGUGGAGGGGUUCAUGAAAAGAAUAGAAGAAAAAGGUGUUCCUGAUGACAUGAAAGGAAAGGACAAGAUUGUAUUUGGAAACAUUCACCAGAUAUAUGACUGGCACAAAGACUUUUUUCUGGCUGAACUGGAAAAGUGCCUUCAGGAACAUGAUCGUUUAGCACAGCUCUUCAUCAAACACGAAAGGCGAUUACACAUGUAUGUGGUGUACUGUCAAAACAAACCAAAAUCUGAAUAUAUAGUAGCAGAAUGUGGAGUGUAUUUUGAGGAGAUACAGCAAGAAAUAAACCAGCGGCUAACUCUUAGUGACUUCUUAAUAAAACCCAUUCAAAGAAUAACCAAGUACCAGCUGCUACUCAAGGACUUUCUAAAAUACAGUGAAAAGGCUGGAUUGGAGUGUUCAGAAAUAGAGAAAGCUGUUGACUUGAUGUGCCUUGUUCCUAAACGCUGCAAUGACAUGAUGAACCUGGGCCGUCUUCAGGGCUUUGAGGGCAAACUGGCAGCCCAAGGGAAGUUAUUGCAGCAGGAUACUUUCUAUGUAACAGAACAGGAUUCUGGAGGGCUAUCUCGACCAAAAGAGCGCAGAGUUUUCCUCUUCGAGCAAAUAGUCAUCUUUAGUGAACUGCUUAGGAAAGGCUCUCUUACUCCUGGGUACCUAUUUAAACGAAGCAUAAAGAUGACAUACCUAAUCCUUGAAGAAAAUGUGGACAAUGAUCCUUGUAAAUUUGCUCUCAUGAGUCGAGAAACAUCAGAAAGGCUCGUCUUGCAGGCAGCCAAUCCUGAAAUCCAGCAAGCUUGGGUGCAGGACAUCAAUCAAGUGUUGGACACACAGAGAGACUUCUUAAAUGCACUACAGUCUCCUAUAGAGUAUCAACGCAAAGAAAGCAGUUCAGCUGUCAUGAGACCACAGGCCAGCAGGGUACCCCAGCCCAUCACCAGACCCUAUUCCUCAGGUCCUGUUGGGUCUGAUAAACCUUUGAAGGCAACCAUGCGUAACCCAUCUCUUCCACCUCUGAAGAUAUCUACCUCCAAUGGCAGCACCGGACAUGAACAGCAUCAGAUUGGGGAAAAAUAUGAACAAAGCAAGAAUGACUUGGGUGGUUGCAAUGGAACCUCUUCUAUGGUGGUCAUCAAAGAUUACUAUGCACUGAAAGAGAAUGAAAUCUGUGUCAACCAGGGUGAGGUGGUCCAAGUACUUGCCAUUAACCAGCAGAACAUGUUCCUUGUGUACCAGCCUGCCAAUGACCAUUCACCAGCAGCAGAAGGAUGGAUCCCAGGGAAUAUCUUGGCUCCCCUCACUAAAUCAGCUACAGAUAAUAGCGACGGAAGCAUAAAGAAGUCAUGUUCAUGGCAUACUCUGCGCAUGAGAAAGCGGGCGGAAAAGGAAAACAGUGGCAAAACUGAAGCCAAUGGCCUACGUAAACCCAAGGAUAUUCUGGGCAACAAAGUCUCUGUGAAAGAGACAAACAGUUCAGAGGAGUCUGAAUGUGAUGACCUUGACCCCAACACUAGCAUGGAGAUCAUCAACCCAAACUUCAUCCAGGAAGUUGCUCCAGAGUUUCUCAUGCCCUUAGUGGAUAUCGCUUGCUUGCUUGGAGACACAGUCAUGCUUCAGUGCAAAGUCUGUGGAAGACCAAAACCAACCAUAACCUGGAAAGGACCUGAUCAAAACCUUCUGGACAACGACAACAGUACAGCUGCCUAUACAGUUACUUCGUGUGAUUCAGGUGAAAUAACUCUGAAGAUCUGUAACCUGAUGCCUCAAGACAGUGGUAUUUACACCUGUGUGGCGACAAAUGAGCUGGGAUCAGCAUCCACCUCAGCUACAAUCAAAGUGCAAGGUGUCCCUGCAGCCCCAAAUCGGCCUAUUGCUCAGGAAAGGAGCUGCACUUCCGUCAUUCUUCGUUGGCUGCCUCCAUCCAGUACAGGGAACUGCACUAUUUCAGGUUACACAGUGGAGUACAGAGAAGAAGGGUCACAGGUCUGGCAGCAGUCGGUUGCCUCCACUUUGGACACCUACCUCGUCAUUGAAGACCUCACACCUGGCUGUUCCUAUCAGUUUCGAGUCAGUGCCAGCAACCCCUGGGGAAUUAGCUUACCCAGUGAGGCUUCUGAGUUUGCAAAACUUCCAGAAUAUGAUGCUGCAGCUGAUGGAGCCACCAUUACCUGGAAAGAGAACUUUGAUUUUGCCUAUACAGAACUGAAUGAGAUUGGAAGGGGCCGAUUUGCUGUUGUCAAGAAAUGUGUCCACAAAGCCACUAGGAAGGAUGUUGCGGUGAAGUUCAUCAAUAAAAAAAUGAAGAAGAAGGAACAGGCAGCCCACGAGGCAGCCAUGCUGCAACAUUUACAACAUCCUCAGUAUAUCACUAUUCAUGACACUUAUGAAUCACCUUCUUCCUAUAUCUUAGUUUUAGAACUAAUGGAUGAUGGCCGUCUUCUGGACUACCUUAUGAAUCAUGAUGAACUGAUGGAAGACAAAGUAGCCUUUUACAUAAGAGACACAAUGGAAGCCUUACAGUACCUUCACAAUUGCAGAGUUGCUCAUUUGGAUAUAAAGCCAGAAAAUCUGCUCAUUGACUUGCGGAUCCCAGUGCCUCGAGUUAAGUUAAUAGACCUCGAAGAUGCUGUCCAAAUCACAGGGCACUACCACAUUCACCAUCUCCUUGGAAACCCCGAGUUUGCUGCUCCCGAGGUUCUCCAAGGUGCUCCAGUUUCACUCGGCACGGACAUCUGGAGUCUGGGCGUGCUCACCUAUGUCAUGCUGAGUGGGGUCUCUCCCUUUCUGGAUGAAAGCAGGGAGGAGACGUGCAUCAACGUAUGCCGGGUGGAUUUCAGCUUCCCCAAUGAGUAUUUCUGCGACGUGAGCCAUGCUGCCAGAGAUUUCAUCACUGUCAUCCUUCAGGAAGACUUCAGGAGGAGGCCAACAGCUGCCACUUGCUUGCAGCAUCCUUGGUUGCAGUUUCACAAUGGCAGCUAUUCCAAAAUCCCUCUGGAUACCUCACGCCUGGCCAGUUUCAUUGAACGCCGCAAACACCAGUUUGAUGUGCGCCCGAUUCCCAAUGUUAAGAGCUUCAUAAUGAGCAGGAUGAACUCAGGAACAUAAUGCAAUAGAAGAACUCUGACUUGGCACUGAGGAGCUAUAGGGCGUGAAGAGAGAGAAAGCAGACUCUCUCUCUCUCUUUUACUGUAUGUAUAAAGUAUUAUAUUUGAUGUGAUGUCUGAAAGAGUAUAUGAACUGUUCCAGCGGCUUCAUGAUCUAGCUAGGUAGAAUUAGAUGCUUUCAGAUGUUGCUCAUGCAACUUGGUGGGUGGCUUUCUUGUGUAAUGAUGUGGCUAUUUUACAUUCCGAUGAAUGUUUAAAAGGAUGUCAGUGGAGAAUGGGAACCAAAAUACAGUUGCCUUAGUUUUGAAAGGCAGCUUUCUAAAAGACCCAGACAGUCUUACCAAUUCCAUUACUAUUGAAAUUAUGUAUUAGAAAGAUGUUAGAAAACAAGUCUGACUCUCUGCAGUCAGAAUUUUGUGAAAAACAAACUUUACCAACAGAUUUCAGAUCUUAUACAAAUUGUUCAAACUAUUCUUCAGAUCUAUCCUUCAUGAUAAACUUCACUCAUCUUAAAUAAGAAUUGUGUCAUGAUAACUGUUUUAUGGCACCCAGCCUUCAUGAUGCAAGCUUUGCCAAUGGUACAACGGAUAAAUUUUGUUGAUAGAGACCAUAGUAGACCUUUGCCAAUACACCCUUUCUGGAUUUUACAGCAUUCUCUUGUUAAAAAAAUAUUAUGAAAUGCUACUGCAAAGGUGAUAAAUUCAAUGAAACAUCAUAUAUAGACAAAGCACAAUGAGAAAAUUUUUAAAAUAAUUUUUAUAACUCUUGUACAGAAAACCUUUUGCAAAAACUGUGCAUUGAGAAAAGGCUAUGUUAAAAUAAUUGCUGGUAUCUGUAAAGUAGAUGUGAAAGACUUUUUCUAAUGCAGGAUGUUUCUUGAAUUCUCAUAUAGUCUAUAACAAGAGAAGGAACUCAUUCCUUUUCUGGUUUUAAAAGUUGUGAAAUCAAUCCAAAAUUGGCCAAAGUAUGGUAAGUAUAGUGGAUCCAUUUUUAUGUUUGUGGCUGCAUAACUGGUAUCUUACUAUACGUGUACAUAAUGUCCAUCUUUUUAGCCUCAUCAUCCCAGCAUCUAUCCUGGCAUUUUCAUUCAGUCCCCUGUUUGAUAUGACAUUACAGAAAAUAAUGGAUACUAUUAGAAGUCAUCACAGUUGCACUGUUUCUAAACUAAAUGGUUUUGGAAAUUAUAGUAAUCUUGUGUUAUUGUUGUAGAAACUACCCCAAUUUUUAAGGGGAUUUGGCAUCAAGAUAUAUUAAUUCUUUAGAAGUUAAAUUAGCCAACACUUUAUGUCUGCCUUUUUUUCUUUCCUCUUGGGCAACAGAUGCCCUAUAAACGAUACGGUGUGAUAGAGCAAGUCACAAGCAAUGGCAGUGUGGAGAAAGUUUUCCUACCAUGACUGGUAUGUUGGGAUUGUUCCUGUGGGGUGCAAGAUUUUUAUGUGGCUGUACUAAACCAAGAAAUUCAGUUAAAGCAACAACGUUGGACUGAAAUCAGAUGACCAUUGCUCUAGUGGUACAUGACCAAAUAUCAUCACAUUACAGGCCACUGGUCUGCAUUACUCUGCCAUAUUAUAAAGAAAAUCUUACACUUCCGUACCUUCCAAAUAUGGAAGAGGCAGGGGAGGGAUAAGUGUUUUGCAUAAACUUGGCAGAACAAUAAACUAUUACUGGUUUGCCAGUUGGUUAUAUGUGACACUUUGGUAAAAUACUGCUUGGUAAUUAAUAGUCUGCAUCCAAGCCAGUGGUGUUGAGACAAGGGCUCUUAUCCUGAUGCUGAAAUGCAGGGCAGAGUUUGGAGAUUAGGACUUCCAGAGCAUUCCCCCUGACAGCUUGGCCACUAACUGUGAUGACUGGAGGGUUCUGUGAGUAACACUAAACAUUCAAAGUUAGGAAGAUACCGUAGCAUUGUUUCUACUAUACCACUUGUCUGACAAGCAAGAAGGAAAGUGAAGACAACUUUCAAAUCUGAUUACAUGCUGCUCUUCAUCACUUAAAUUAUAGGGCUAUUCUAUUUCUCUCUCCUUGCUUGCUUAUGCAGGGAUACCUUCUUGAGCGUAUCUCAGCACCUACAACCUGUCCUACUUUUGGGGGGGGGGGGGUGCGCUCUGUGACACAGAACGAUAAAUGAGGAAGCCAAGGUGCACGGGAAAUGUAUCUUAUAAAGUUUAAAGAACCAUAGUAAACUGAACAAAUUAAGAUUUUAUGGCUAAUAAAUGAAGCCAAAUGAACAAAAUAUAAAUGAUUCAGUUCAUUUGCCAUAGCCUAUUGUUCAAGCUUCUGUAUUUGAUAUCCUGAUUUGUAGGCAAGACUAAAUCAGCUUUUCAGUUUGGAUUUCAUGAAAAUAUGUGCUUUAAGAAACCAGGGAAUCUUCAUGGGAAAAGGUGAUGACUCAUCGACAAUUAGAUUGUUCUUGAUUUCUUAGACUAGGAUUGUUACACCAAACUCAGUCUUUUCAGGGGCAGUGUUCUCUAUUUUUUGUGGCAAAGCUAACAUUUUAUGGUAUUUCUUGGAGGCUUCCUCUUUAUUUUCUGACUGGCUGCCUCUCUCCUAAGGCUAAUGACAUUUUAAAUUAGGGUAUAUCUGUCAUGAUUGAGUAUGCAUUUCUGCUUUCAAAGGGCUUUAAAAAAAUAAAAUCAUUUUUACAACUUGAUUUAUAUAGUAAAUUAGCCUUUUACAACUAUGGGAGCAGCAAGUGUAUUAAAUGCAUUGCUUUUCUCUCCAAGACAACAAAUAAUAAUGCAAUGAGGGAGAGAGAUAGGAAAGAGCAUUGAUUUGAGAUUCAAUGAAUAGCAAAUAUGGAUUUAAAAAGUAUCGUGCCUUUCCACAAGGAAAAGAAAAUGAAGUUCUUUGCCCAAUCAUUUUUAUCCCUUGCUUUUCAUAGAAAAAUUAGCAGUCAUUUGCAGACAUUGCUUUAUAACCAAGUACUGCUAUAUACAGAAUUGCUCUCAGAAGAAUCUCAAUGCCAUUUCAUUUAUAACUUUAUUUUCUUACCAUUUAGUUGUAGAGAAUGGGCUGAUUUAUCACCCGUUCUGAUCUUUUAUCACCCAACAGACAAUGGUGCUUUCCUAAGAGUAUCUCCUUCCCCUUUCCCCAGAUAGACUGGUUAUACAACUGCCAUCAAACAUCAAAUAGCUGUUCAGGAAUUGUUAUUCUUGUGACUGUUGUAUUUCACAGGCUCACACUCUAAAAUAAUCUUUGGUUCUACUUGAGCCAUAUCUUACCUUCAUUCCCUGCUUUUCAAUACGCUUUCCGUUCGUUCUGCUUUCCCUGACAUGUCACUCUGCAGUGUUGAUCUUGCACUGCAAAUAAAAUCUGACAUGCAAAGGGAACAGCAGGCAAUUAUAUCGUAGGUUGCAGUGCUACGCAUGGGAGUAAGUCCCACUGGGCUUGAAGUAUCUUAGGUAGAACUGCACCAUUUGCCAUCCCUGUCCAAGUGAAACUCAUCAAACUUAUGCUUUCUUCUGCAUUGACAUAUUGAGGAUUAAAAUCUUUUCAGCUAUCAUUGUGGAUAGUGGUGAUGGGGACUGCAUUGUUAGGAUGGAGAAUCUGGGCUCUCCUUUCCUGGAGACAUUGAAACAGGAGCCAUCUGUCAGGAUCCCAGGCCUCCACAUUCCCUUCCAACCCUAAAAUUCAAAGAGCUUAUACUUUUCCAAGGUGCAAACUAAUUCCACAGCCUUAAUAUUUUCAGUCUUUUGCUAGUCUGCCUUAAGUGUUAUUUUAUUAUUUUACUGAUUUUGUUUUGUACGUACAUGUGUUUUCUACAGACAUUUUGUAAAUAUUUUACUUAUGAUUCAUUUGUGAUGUUGUAAAGUGAUUAUCGGCUCUCACAUGUUAUUUUUCAGCAAUAUAUGUUAUGUACAGAUGAUAAAAUUUACAUUUUAGGUGACUGCCUUCUGUACAAAUACAAUAUACAAAAGAAUGA